Molecule: messenger RNA, 438 nt
Organism: Clonostachys solani
Lineage: Eukaryota; Fungi; Ascomycota; Sordariomycetes; Hypocreales; Bionectriaceae
Source: the annotation of a GenBank genome assembly
AUGCGUCCCUCGUCAGCCAUCUUUGCCCUGGCUGGAGCCUUAGUUAUAGCUGCGCCAGUGACUCAACGCGGAGUAUUCGAAGGAGAUCCGAUCCUCGGAAUCAACCCCGAUGCAUCCAAGUCUUCCUAUGAUGCUAAGCGGAGCAAGAUUUUUGGGGGUGAUGAGACUUUGGACAUAAACGCAGACGCAGCGAAAUCUUCUUACGAUGCGAAGCGACGCAAUAUCUUCGGAGGUGACGAGAGCUUGGACAUCAAUGCGGAUGCAGAGAAGUCUUCCUACGAUGCUAAGCGCGGUAACGUGUUUGGCGGCGACGAGACCUUGGACAUCAACGCAGAUGCGGAGAAGUCAUCCUACGAUACGAAGCGUAGCAAUGUCUUCGGAGGUGAUGAGACCCUUGAUAUCAAUGCCAACAAGGAACAGUCAUCCUAUGAUGCCUAG